Messenger RNA from Trifolium pratense (red clover), 1048 nucleotides. Its product is annotated as glycine-rich protein A3. Bases 180 to 713 code for a protein of 177 amino acids. The transcript is spliced from 3 exons. The record is from RefSeq and is a predicted model, not a curated record. Lineage: Eukaryota; Viridiplantae; Streptophyta; Magnoliopsida; Fabales; Fabaceae.
UCCGCUUUUAAUUGAUGAUGAUAACGAUUUCUUCUUCAAUCUCAAAAUAAAACCAACGCAUAACCUCUCUCUAUAAAUAUCAAAUCCCUACUUUUUCUCUCCCUCCAUAGUUUCAAUUUCUCAACUUCACAAUCUCAUCAUCAUCAUUCCAAAAUAUCUCUGUUUUGUUGAUCUGAAAAAUGGGAGGUGGAAAAGACAAUCAUGAUGAAUCUGACAAAGGAGUUUUCUCAAGUUUAGCUCACGGGUUAGCUCAAGGUGCUCAUGGUUACCCACCUGGUGCUUACCCUCCACCACCAGGGGCAUAUCCUCCGCCACAUGGAUACCCUCCACAUCAAGGGGGUUAUCCUCCGGCUGGUUACCCUCCUGCUGGUUAUCCUCCUGCUGGUUAUCCUCAUGGUGGUUAUCCACCUGCUGGUUACCCACCUGCUGGUUACCCUGGUCCAUCUGCUCCACAUGCCCCAGGGCCUUAUGGGCAUGCUGGGCAUGCUGGGCAUGGCGGUAUCGGUGGGCUGCUUGCUGGUGGUGCUGCAGCGGCAGCUGCUGCAUACGGCGCUCACCAUAUUUCCCAUGGCCAUUAUGGACAUGGAGGAUAUGGUCACAUGCCUCAUGGGAAAUUCAAGCAUGGCAAGUUCAAGCACGGAAAAUUCGGCAAGCAUGGGAAAUUUAAGCAUGGAAAGUUUGGCAAGCAUGGUAUGUUCAGGAAGUGGAAGUGAUCACAUCUAUCAAUGUAUAUAUAACCAUGAUUCCAAACGACACUGCUGCUGCUGAUUGUUUUUUAAAUAAUCCUUACUUGAUAUGACGCGGAUCUAUACUUGGUUGAACUCUUUUUAUUGCUUGUUUGUUUGUUGACAUUGAUGGCAUGAUCCAUUGAUUAAUUCUGUGCAAGCUUGGUGUUGCUGUAGCUAAAGGCAUUACUCAAGUUCUUGCCUAUUUUGUUUUGCUGUACAUUACUAGUUACUGCCAUUUUCUUUUUUAACCUUGGUUGGUUUAUCCUAUUAGAUGGAGAUUGGAUCUAUAUAGUAAAAUUAGACCUCUUGUUCGUAGAGUA